UUGUCUUGUCCAAUUGCUGCUAUCAUUGCCAUAAAACGGAGUUUCCCUUGCAAUUCCUUGUAGUAUCAUUUCAUCACUACCGAUUCAUAUUCUACUAUCGCUUCGCACUCAUAAUCUUUCACGUGUCUUCACUUCUUUAAUUCAUAUCUACUAUAAAAACAGCAAAACAUGGUUCACCCUCAUUCAAGAUCGCAUACGUCUAUCCCCACCAGAAGAUCGUCCUUCUUCAACACACCUAUCGUGCCUCCACAGCCUGACGUAUACUAUGUCGGUGUAGAUGUAGGAACAGGCUCGGCCCGUGCUUGUAUCAUCGAUACCAACGGGAUUAUCCUUGGAUUGGCCGAAAGACCAAUCACUAGACACGAGCUCAAGCCCAACCACAUCACCCAGAACUCGACAGAGAUCUGGAACGCCAUAUGUUUCUGUGUCAAAGCAUGUUUGCGUGACUCGGGUGUAGACCCGGCUGAAGUCUUCGGUAUCGGUUUCGAUGCCACCUGUUCGCUUGUAGUCAUCUCCGAAUCUGGCGACGAACCUGUAGGUGUUGGCCCAAAUUUCUGGGACAACAAGGAAAACAUCAUCUUAUGGAUGGACCACCGUGCAGAAGAAGCCACGAAUGAGAUCAAUGCCACUGGUGAUAAGUGCUUGAAGUACGUAGGGGGCCAGAUGUCCAUCGAGAUGGAGUUGCCCAAAAUCAAAUGGUUGAAGCACAAUUUGCCUGGAGGCAUUAGCGAUUGCAAGUUCUACGACUUACCCGACUACCUUAUCCACAAGGCUACUGGUUCUGAGGCUAGAAGUUUCUGUUCCGCUGUAUGUAAACAAGGAUUUGUGCCUCCAGGAGUUGAAGGCUCAGAAACAGGCUGGUCCAAAGACUUUUUGCUUUCUGUCGACUUACCUGAAUUGGUAGAAGACGAUUUCAGACGCUUAGGAGGUACUCCGGGCAAAAACGGCAACUUCUUGAGUGCUGGUGACAUUGUAGGAAAAUUGACUGCCCAUGCUGCUGAAGAAUUGGGCUUGACUACCGAAUGUAUAGUAGGUUCACCAGUUAUCGAUGCCUACGCAGGCUGGGUCGGUACGGUAGCUGGUAAGGCAGAUGUUCCCCAUUUACAAGAUAAUGCAGACGGGUCUAUCGACUUGACCUGUGGUCGUUUGGCUGCUGUAGCUGGAACUUCUACUUGCCACAUCGCCAUGACCAAAGAGCCAUGUUUCGUCAAGGGUGUCUGGGGACCUUACAAGGAUGUUAUGGCUCCUGGUUUCUGGUUGGCUGAAGGUGGACAGUCGAUGACAGGAGCCUUAUUGGCCCAUGUGUUGUCGAUUCAUCCUGCUAGUCAGGAAUUGAUUCGUCUGGCUGAAGCUUCCAACUUGUCAAAGUUCGAUUUCUUGAAUUUAACUCUUGAAAACUUGGUUCAGGAAACGGGAUCUCGUUCUGUUGUGUCUUUGGCAAAACAUAUGUUUUUCUACGGUGAUUUCCACGGCAAUAGAUCUCCCAUUGCUGAUCCUCGUAUGAGAGCUUCUAUUAUUGGGCAGUCAAUGGACAGCUCCGUCAACGACUUGGCCAUCCAGUACUUUGCUGCAUGUGAAUUCAUUGCCCAACAGACUAGACAAAUCGUUGAAGAAAUGCAGAACUCGGGACACGAUAUCUCCUGUAUCUACAUGAGUGGUGGUCAAUGUAGAAACGGACUUUUGAUGAGAUUGUUGGCUGACUGUACCGGUUUGCCAAUCAUCAUUCCCAGAUACAUUGAUGCUGCUGUUGUGUUUGGAGCUGCAUUAUUGGGAGCUGUUGCAGCUGAAGAUUCGGUUAACGAACAUAUCAACUCCAAGGGCAGAUCCAGAAGAAACUCGGUUUUGCAAUCGCAGAAAUCGCAAGUCAGCUUGAGCCACGACAGCGGAGCUCAUUCUCCAUACACUGCACCUUCUGCCACCGCUUCUACUACCAACAUGUCAACUUUGGUAUACGCAAGCGCAAACGCAGGAAGUCACCACCAGUUCCCAGUGAUGACUCCAAUGGAAGAAGAACAAGUAGAUUACUUCAACCAGUCUACACAGCAACAGAUUGACGAAAGAGAAAAGGCAAAGAACCAAUCGUUCACCUCCGAUGACGAUUCGGAAGACGAACAGACUCUUUCGUUUGGGUCCAAGCAAGCAGUGCAACAAGGCUUAUCAAGCAAGUUCCUGAAGUUGGGACUCAAGCCUUUGACUUCUCUCAAGAAAACUACCAGCAAUAGCAGCAAUCCUUCCUCGGGAAUUGCUGUACCUGGCGACAAGUUAUGGAAGGUGAUGGACAAGAUGACCGGCCCCGGUAAGGUUAUCUUCCCAGCAGCUGAUUCUGACCCAGAUAGAUCGUUGUUGAACGCAAAGUACAAAAUCUUCUUGGAACAAUGUUUCAAGCAACAGGAAUACAGAGACAUCGUUGACGAAGUCGAGGCCAAAAACUCAAAAAUUAACUAGACUUAUGACUUUAUAAUACACAUUUUAGGAAU
Molecule: messenger RNA, 2477 nt
Organism: Scheffersomyces stipitis CBS 6054
Lineage: Eukaryota; Fungi; Ascomycota; Pichiomycetes; Serinales; Debaryomycetaceae
Gene: RKS1
Product: putative phosphotransferase
Exons: 1
Coding region: 169-2445 (758 amino acids)
Biological process (GO): carbohydrate metabolic process
Molecular function (GO): kinase activity; phosphotransferase activity, alcohol group as acceptor
Source: RefSeq, a predicted model, not a curated record